Molecule: messenger RNA, 3399 nt
Organism: Clunio marinus
Lineage: Eukaryota; Metazoa; Arthropoda; Insecta; Diptera; Chironomidae
Source: the annotation of a GenBank genome assembly
UAUUGAGCUUACCUGUGCGGUGUUAAGUUUUAAAGUUUCAGUGUCUCGCAUGAAUAAAGAAAUUUUCAAUGUGGCAGAAAAUUUAGACUUCUAAAAGUGUGACGAAUUUCGAAAAUUGCAAAAUAAAUUCGAUACUUUUUAUAUUACAUUUUAUUGCGUCAAGAAAGUGAGUGUUGGUUGGGCCAGGGAAAGAGCUGAAAUAAAUUUGCAUCAUAGCAACAAAAAUCUCUGAAAUGUUGACGUGGUGCUUAUUGGAUGAAAAUUUGAAAGAUUAAGAGAAAUUUCUUUUUCGCAAGAUCUCUUGUUAUUAAGAAGAAAAAAAUUGCUUAGAAGAAAAAGAAACAUUUUGUAAUUAAUAAAACAAGAAAAAAAUCUCAAAGUUCUUUCAUCCAACAACAUUUGUGAAUUUUCUUACAUAGAAGCCAAGACGAAGAAGUUGAACACUUCCAUUCUGAAUCAGAAAAGAAAGAAAAAGAAGAAUAAUUGUGAAGAACGGGAUAAGAAAAAGAAGGAAAAAAUAAAUACAGAAACAAGAAAGGUGGAAUAAUAAAUGUUAAGACUUGCUCAACCAAUUCUCUAGAUUCGAUUAAAUGUCGAUGUGUUGGCUCUUUCUAGAAGAAAUAAAAAUCAGUGAGAGAAAAAAACAAAAAAUAUAUUUAUAAAAUUAUCGAACAUGAUUGGAAUGUGAGACUUGUGUCACUUUUUAACAAGUUAUUUUAAUGAGCCACUGAAACUUAUUGAAAACAAGUUGAAAAGAAGAGUUUGUGUUUGUUAUUUUGUUGCAAAGAAAUAUUCCAAAGAACCGAAAUUUUAACAGUCUCAAAAUUGCGUCGUCAAAGUAUUCCCAACAUAUGAUGUCUGAAUCAACACCAAUUUGUCGCUGUCGUGUACUGUAUUUAGGAAGUGCAGUACCAAGACAAAGCAAAGACGGGUUGCAAGGCAUUCAAGAGCCACUUCGUAGUCUCUACCCAAUUGAAGGUGCAGGCGAAGCUAAAGGAAUUGACAGUUGGUUAAGUGUUUGGUCGAAUGGAAUUUUACUUGAGAACGUUGAUGAAAAUCGCAAGCAAGUCACGCGAUUCUUUCCAAUUGAAUCAUUACAUUACUGUGCUGCUGUACGUCAAGUCCUAAUUCCAGAACGUAGUAACGCUCAUCCUGAGCCGAAAUUUCUUCCACUAGACUCGCCAUUUGCCCGAACACCACGUGUGCAACAUCCACCAAUUUUUGCUGCCAUUCUAAGACGAACCACUGGCAUUAAAGUUCUUGAGUGUCACACUUUUAUAUGUAAACGUGAAGCUGCUGCCAAUGCUCUAGUCCGUUGUUGUUUCCAUGCUUAUGCUGAUAAUUCUUAUGCAAAACAAAUAGAAAAUGGCAUUUCAGUGCCUGGAAGUCUUUAUGGAACGCUUGGUGGAAAAUCAUCAAUGACGAAUGGCGAUACAAAUGGUUGGAGAUCAAGAGCUGGAAGCACAGCGACACUUAACAGCACGGGACGACAUAAUCAGACCAAUGGAAAUGGAAUAGGCGAUGCUUAUACCGUGAAGAAUUUGUAUGCCAGUAGCGGUGAUUUAGAUGUGACAGACGAUGGUGAAAGUUCAUUCUAUAAUAAUGGAGAUGAAAAUCAUAAAAUUUGGAAUGGUUCGCAUGAGCAGCUCAAUGGAAUAAAUGGCCAUAAAAAUGGAGAUACUCACUAUGACUUUUACUCAAGUGGAAUCAAUGGAUCAUCGACUUUAGGUCGUCCGAGUCGUCAACGUCAAAUUAGUGCCCCUAUUCCUGUGCCACCUCCACCAAAAGAAGAAAUUAAGAAGAAAAAGAAAGAAAAUAAAAGAAAUUCGUCAUCAAAGUCAGUCGGAAGUCAAAGUAUGUCAGGGACUUUGAUUAGACCUCGCCCAAUUCACCCAUCUGGCCGUGGGCCACCCCCACCUCAUCACAUAAUGAUGUAUGGCCCUCCACCACCACCUCAUAUGAUGGGCCCACCAAUGAAUCCCCCACAUCCAAUGCAUAUGGGGCCGCCACCACAAAUGAAUGGAAGACAAUUUCAUACAAUUGGUCAUCGAGUCAAACCUCAUCAGCCUCCACAUAUGAUUCCAAUGCAUAUGCAACCAAUACCAAUAAUGCUUCCACCACAAUACGCUACGCUUCAAUCAGUCAAAGGAAAAAAGAAAAAAGGUAAAGACAAGAUGAAUGGUGCGAUACCAGUCGGUAUGCCAAUCCCUCCUCCAAUGUUUUAUCCACCACCACCAGCUUCAUUAAUUGAAUCGCCACGCACAAUGAAUAUGAGUAAUCGAAAAUUAGCACAAUCGACAGCUGCACUCGAUGAUUCAGGAAAUUCAGGCGCAGAAUCGCCUGGUGAAACUGGAAUUUACCGUCGUAAAGGUCAUUUGAAUGAAAGAGCUUUCAGUUACUCAAUCCGACAAGAACACCGGUCACGAAGCCAUGGAUCACUAUCAAGUUUGCAGUUCAACCCACCAGAUAUGAAGAAAGAACGAGAGAUUAUUCAAAUGGUAUCAGGCUUGGAAUUGAACGAUGAUUCGACUCUUCGUCGUAGUCGUGAAAUGUCAGCAAGUUCAACUGGAACAUUUGGUAAACUACGAAGAUAAAUUUAUAUGUUGUUGAAGCUCUUUUAAGCAACGUUUUUAAAUAUGUUUUCAUUGUUAGUUAAAGAAAUAUACUUAUCGGAACGAAUAUAUAUUUAGUGUGCACUAUUUUGGUGACUAGAUUUUCCCAAAUAUUUUACUUAAAUUUUAUGAGAAUUUUUCUUACUUAUUUUCUUUAAUAAUAAUGAACACACCCUAAGUCAUAUUUAAUUUUUCUUUUGAAAUUAAUUAUGAACUUAUUUCCAAGGGGAUUUAAUUGAAAAAUAAAUACAUAAUUAUUGAUGUAACAUAUAAGUUUAAAAUAAGCUUAGAAGAAAAUACCCUGAACGGCACCAGAGGCAAUUCCGCAAAAGUUAACGUAAAAGUCACCCUUUAAAAAAGUUUUCUAUAAGGUGCCUAAGCUGUCGUUAGAAUUCAUGGAAUCCUCUAAAGGCAAACCAUAGACAUACAAGCGGAGCAGUUGUGUCGCUCGGAUACUCCAACCAGAAAAUAAAUUGUUUUUAAUCUUUGUACAUACAUAUACACAACAAAUGUUUUGCAUCGCGCGCAAUUUUCAAUUACUCUGAUAUUUAAUGACAACUAAUGAUGAUAAAUGAAUUCAAAAGUAAGUAAAAUAAAGUAGAUAUCUAACAAUUGUAAACUUUUUUUUUCUUCUUUACAAUUCUUUAAAACUAAUUUUCUAAGUGAAAAAAUUUCUCUCUUGCGUAAAUUAAAACUUGAAACAAAUUUCAUGACUUAAUUUUCGAGUUGACUUCAAUGUCUUUUUAAAACUUCGAUUGAAUCAUUUUAAUUUUCUAAUCUAAUUUCU